UCCUUGUUUGGUUUUUCUCUUUCCCGGCUGAAGUGCCACAGUUCUCGGCGUUUUAAAACACAAUCCGGGCUGUAAAUGUUGAGUGAAAAGGGCGCGGAGGUUUGCACACACGACAUUUUGGAUUUUUUGUGUGUGUGUGUGUUGAUGUUGUUGUUGGGAAGCUGUUGUCGGUGUGGAAACCUCCACUUUCGAGACGUUUCCUCCGAGAAAGUUUUGUGUGUGUGUGUCUCGUUAAUGGAACCGUGAAAAGUUUGAAACGUGGCUGUAAAAAGCCGAGCUCCUCCGCUGCCGUGCCGCAUGGAGCUCAACCGAGAGGGACACAGUCCAACCAACCCCCCGGAGUUUCCCUCAGUCCGCUCGGGGGCAACAUUUGUAUCUGCUGUGUUUUUGUAAAGGAAGGGGAGCAAAAAAAAAAAAAAGGUUUAUUGUGAUUUCUGAACGAGCCUUUCUUCAGAUCCCGCCCGCCUGGAUAUCACGAGUCACUGCUGUAAUGUGUUUGCUUGCAGCCUUUUGAAGGUCAGCAGGAUGGCUGAGAAGGAGCUCGAAUCGCCUGGAAAACUAAAGACAUUAUUAUAGCCAGAAUUGUCUUUUUCGGAAUAGGGGGCCUAUCCGAACGGACAAAUUCUUUUUACAACUUUCCCCUCUGUGGAUAAUGGAUGGCAGAGAUUUUGGACCUCCUCGAUCCGUCCACGUACCACCUCCGUUGUUGGCGGGGCUCGCAAUGGAGUCUCACCGACUCGGAGCAGCAGCAGCAGCCGGGAGGAUCCCUCCCUCGCCCGGUCACUUGGGCGCGAGUCAUCCGCCGCCUCUCCACUCUGGAAAAUUCUUGCCAUCGGCCAUUAACCUACAUCCACACCACAGUGAUGCCUUCCCAUCAGGCUCCAGUCCCUUCCUGUCAGGUUAUCCAGGCCCCUCCCCCCUGACCUCUGACCCGGCGUACAGAUCGGCCAAUCCCAGCAGUCUGCAGAUGGCCCAGCUCUGGGCAUCACACGCUCAUGAAGGUUACCCUCCACUGCCGAGCAGCCUCUACUCCAGCCCCUACCUGUCCCUGGGGCACCUGGAUCCUCCCUCGCUCUCCCAGCACCCGCUCUACGACUCGCAUAAAGAUGGUUUUUAUUUACCAGCCUCCUUGAGCCAGUCGCCUCUCCAUCCUCUGUCUGCGCCGCCGCCCGCCCCGUCCAGCUCAACGCCCCCCCAGAGGACGUCCCGGGACUGCGGCAGGGACCGGACAUACCGGGGGGAGAGGGACAGGGAGAGGGAGCGAGAGCGGUCGAGAGAGGAUCAGCGGCCGCACAGCGUGGUCGACCUGACGCAAGACGGGAGGAGCGAGGAUGACCGCAGGGCGCGGAGCGGAGACCGGGAACGAGAAAGAGAAAGGGACCGGGACACGGAGAGAGACAGAGACACUUGGUCUUUCCAUCCUCACCUCCACCAGCACAAAUCGCACUCUCAGCCCUCCAUAGUGGAGGCCAGGUCCAGGCCCUCGCCUCCACAGCCCUGCCUCCCUCCAGGUGCGGGCAGGUUCCACGGACCAGAAACUGACAGAGGGGGUCGGGAUGAAGAUGGCGGCUCUCGACUCCAUCAUCACCACAACUCUAACGCCAACAACUCAAACUCUCAGUCGGACAGACAGAGGAGGAACGACUCUGUGGCCACGUCGGCCGGGACCCUCCACAUAUCUUAUGUCCUCCCCCCCGCGCUCCAGCCCUCCGUCGCCGGUCCGCCCCACCCCUCCACACCCAGAGAGCCAAUCAGAGAGCAGCGGGUCAGCGCCCCGACAUAUGUGCCUUCUGUGGAGGUUUACGACGAGCGGGCCGGGCCCAUCCAGAUCGCCUCGCAGGCCCGUGACAACAAACAGAGAGAGAGAGAGAGAGAACGAGAGCGGGAGAGAGACAGGGACAGAGAGCGGGAGCGAGAUAGAGAUCGAGAGCGAGAGCGGGAGCGUGAACGGGAGAGAGAGAGAGAGCGAGAACGGGAGAGAGACCGGGAGAGGGAGAGCUACCGGAGCCUGAUGGAUCACCCUCGACUCUCUCAGUCCGGCGAGUCGAACAAUCAGAGAGAGGAAGGUUCUGUCAUUUGUUCCAACGGCUCCGUCGGUAAACGAGGCGUGGACUCGUCGUACGCCUCCGGUCAAUCAAGGUUCAGCCCGGAAACCAGGGACAUCCCUAAACACUCACUCCGAUUGGGUAUAGAGCGGGCGGGGGCGGAGCCUAAGUGGAAUAACAUCAGCCCGUUGGCUAACUACGCCACGACUCACAUGGCCGCUCUGGCGGCCCAACACGGACACGCGCUCUCCUCGCCGCACAGCCAGCCGACACACACACAGGUGUCCCACUCCCCCCACACGACUCACCGGCCCAACAACAACCCACACUCCCACAGCCAUUCCCCCCAGACACACCCCUCCCAACAUGGACAUGGGCGUGGAGGUGAGGAGGGGAGUCAGAGACGCUACCUGGACCCAUCAGCCCUCUACCGACCCGGGGGGUCGCUGGCGGGCGGGUCCGGUGGCGGAGAGCGAGGCGGGGGAGCCGGCUCAGACCCCACGGAGGUUUCGGCCAUGCAGAGUCUAAUUAAAUACAGCGGAAACUUCGGCGCUGAAGGUCCCGGGUCCUCCAGGCACGCCUCGGACGGCCGGGGGCCCUUUGGCGGUCUAGCUCACAUCGGCAUGGACGCCGAGCGGGAGAGGGAAAAAGAGAGAGAGCGGGAAAGGGAGAGAGAGAGGGAGAGAGACAGGGAGAGGUUAGCGGUGGGGUCAGCCGGUUCGGGGGCGUUGAGGAUUCCUCCACAGCUGAAGAGGGAGCAGGAGCGGCCGGACAGCGCCCGCUCGUUCGGCCGGGAGGGCGAGGGCGAGGUGCGCCACCCUCCGGUCGGCAUCGCUGUGGCCGUGGCCCGGCAGAGAGACAGCGGGAGCAGCGGCAAACCAACGAGCGGCGCCUCGGACACACAGAGGCCGCUGCUGCAAACAACCAUCAAAGAUGAGGAGCGGGGGGAGGACCGCGCUCGUCACCACGAUGACAGACUGCUGGCCGGCCGACUGGAGCGCGAGCAGGAGAAAGUGCUCAGAGAGUCCAAAGAGCUGGCGGAGUUCACUCAGAUGCACCCUGCACCUUUGUCCGGCGGCCUGACGCCCGGCAUGAUGACACCCAGCCUCAUGACGCCCAACCUCAUGGUGACGGGAGGGGCCGCGCUGGCGGGGGCGGGGCGUUGGCCUCCAGACCCCUCGACUCUGACCUCUCACCCCUGGAUACCCCGGCCCGGAGCCCCCCCAGUCUGGCUCUCCAGCGCCCCCUACAGCCUCGGCCCCUCCUCGCUCCACCAGACCCUCCCCCCGGGCUACCCCCCCUCUCUGCCAGGCUCCUUACCCCCGUCCUACCAGUUUGCCAGGGACCCACAGUCUGGACAGCUAAUAGUCAUCCCUACUGAACACCUGCCGCACUACGGGGGUGAUGUGCUGGAGCGUGGAGCCCCGGUGUGGUCGGGGGUUUACGGUACAGGCAGCUCGCUGCAGCACGCCGCCCAGCUCCAGCUCCUCUCCCAGCAGCAGAUGCUCCGGCAACAGGAGCUGCUCAUGAUCCAGCAGCACACGGCGCAGGUCCUGGAGCUACAGAGGAACGCACAGCUGGUCGAGCGUCUGAAGGCCAGCGAGCACCGGCCGGAGAUGGAGGACAAAGCAGACAAGCGGAACGCGGACCCCAAACCCAGACCCUCCUCGAUCUCUUCCCCGUCUCCCUCCCCCGUCCUGCAUCCUCGCAAACUCCCCCCUCCCUCUCGUUCGCCGACUCCCUCCACGUCCUCCCUCACCCCGCUGCCUCCGCUCCCCUCGCCGGUGACCACCCUCAAGUCGGAGGAAGGGGGGCAGAGGGUGUUGGCGCACCCGCCGACGCCCCUGCCUCACCCGCCUUCACCCCGCUCGGCGUCUCCGCCCCCGUCCUCGCCACGGCGGCCUAAACAGGAGGCGGCCGAAGAAGGGGAGGUGGGACGGAGGGAGCAGACGGAGAGACAGAAGCCGACCUCUGCUUCCUUCCAGGGCAUCUACUCUGAUCUCCCUGCAGGUUACCCUUACCAGUCCAUCACUGCCCCAUUCGGCUCAGCUUUCCCCCCUUAUCACAUCCCAGCACCCUCUGGGGCAAACACAGAACAUGUCCCACCCCGCCGCUCCCGCUCUCCGCCCUCAGCUGCUCCUUUGCCGUCAGCACACCUCCACUCGAGGCUCCUGGACACCGACAUCAAGCCACAGAAACUGGAGCCGUCAAAGACGGGAUCUUUCCUCAAGCAGGAGCCCGGUGUCGAGCGGCCUCAGCUGGACGUGAUGCCAGAACCUCUGGGUCCCCUUCGCCGGACCUGCAGCCCCGUCCGAGUCAUCAAGGAGAGAGAGACGGACGGGGAAGCCCCGAAACCCCAGCCCAAGCCUCCGCCACUACCUCUCCACGUCCCCAGUCCAACACCGCAACAAGGGGAAAGACUGGAGGAAGUCAGAGAGGAAGAGAAGGAAGGAGGCCAAAUCAAAAUGGAAGUGUCGUCUUACCCGUGUCAGGCAGCGUAUCCUCUACCACCUCCGCUCACAGAGGCUGAGCCCAAACCGAAGGCCAUCAAGGCUCCGGAGCGAACACGAUACCCAUCAUGCAUCACUGUGGAUUCAGACAGCCAGGAGUCGGCUCAGAAGUGUGUGUCACUGGAGCAGAGCACCGGUGCUGUGUGUGAACCAGAGCAGCUCGACACUCCGAUCGACCCGCACACUCCCAGUCAGAAAGAAAGUGUUGCCGAAACCCCCGUUUACCCUCCCCCCACCCCCGGCUCUCCGCUCCCGCUGCUCAUCAGCCCCGAGGACCCCAUGGCGGGGAUGCUCGCCCUGCUGACGGCCAGCGAGAUGGCCGCCCAGGCCCGACCCAGCACCCCACCUGCCCCGAUACUCCUACCACAAAUCGAAACCCCUCCUGUGGGUGAGGACUGCGGCAGCGCGGGGCCUCUGGAGAUGGUGGCGCUGGAGGGGAUGGCCCUGCUCAGCCAGAUGGCCCAGAGAGAGAUGGAGAACAUCAGCCAGGAGCAGGAUCUGACAUUGGAGGGUCUGGACUGUCUUCUCGAAGCGAGCAGACAGAUCCUGUUGGACGCCAUAGAGAAACAGUCGCACAUUGAUCUGCCCAGGACGCUGGAUCCCAACAAGAAGUACAGCUGGAGGCAGAGGAAGGAGGAGCCGCUGUAUAGUAAAAUGUCUGUGGACAUGUUGGACGCCGUGGAAGUGGAAUACCGCGUCCGCCUGGCUGAGCUGCAGAAGACGUAUAAGGAGAAGCAGAGGGAGCUGAGCAAGCUGCAGAGACGCAGGGACAAGCAUGAGCGGCAGCAGCAGGAGGAUGAGAGGCGGAGUCUCACCAGACGGGGCAGAGGUCGACCCAGGAAGAGGAAACAUUUGGCCACACCUCCCAAACUGGACAGCAGGCCUGGAAAGGUGGGUAGGACGGUGCAAUACUCUGAGGACUCUGAAGCUGGGGAGGGACAGAGGAAGAGGUUCAGAGUGUCCAGAGAAGAGGAGGAGACGGAGGCAGGAAGUGGAGGAGUGAAGGUAAAGAAGAAGAAGAAGAAGAAGAAGAGCUGGAAUGACCACGAGCCGUCCACCAGUCACGCUCUGGAGGUGUUGAAGGCGAAGCGCGGCCACGUGUGCGAGCAGGAGCAGCUGGCGUCGGACCUCGACAGAGCUCUCUCGCUCUCGCAGCUCAGCUCGCUCGGCGCGUCCCGCAAACUCUCCUCCGGCACCAAGUUAGACAAGUCGAAGGGCAAGUCCGCCGACGUUCGCGCGAAGGAGCGCGCCAUCCACUCCGCCGCCAAAGGAGGGAAACACAAGAUGACCGCCAAGGCUUCCGCCUCGGAGACCAUCCAGAAGGUGAAAGGUCAGAAGAAGAGCGCUCUCUUCUCUCCUGUGAGGUCAGAGCUCAGCAGCUGCUCCAACAACUCCGAUUCAGAGGAGCACAAUUCCGCUCGAGGGGGCUGGCCCCCUCUCUCAGGGACACGUUCCCACGGCAACCUGACCAGGAAGAGGCGGACCGCGUCGUCGCCGACGUCCCUGCUGUCCAGCCAGAAGUCUCAGAAGAAGAAACACAAGCACUUAUCCCUGCUGCUGGAGGAAGCGGGCCUCAGCUCCUCUGACGACUCCUUCGACCAAGAAACCUCGGAGGACGAGGACGAAGACGACGAGGACGACGAGUCCGACUCGGAUGAUGGCGGCUGUGAGGAGAGCGGCUUGGGUCUGCUGGCUAGGUUUGCGGCGAGCGCGAUCCCUGUCAGCUCGGCCCCUUUGAGUCUCCUCCAUGACAGCAAACACCACAGCAGGCAAAGCACUCUGGGUUCAUCAGAGUGCGAGUGGUCAGACUCUGGCUCUGACUUGCGGCUGAGGAAGUUUCCAUCCCUGCUGCACGGCAAACGCUCCGCCCCAGAGCUCCCCCUGUUGCCCCCGGCAACCCGCCGCCAGUCCGACCAGUCCAGCCCCACCAAGCGGGAUGAAUCCCUGCCGGUCAAACGCAAGCCUCUGCCCAAACCACGGCCCUCUCCUCGGUCGCCGCGGCGGUUCAGCUUCGACCUCGCCAGCGGCGCCGGGUUCGGAGGCUUCAGCGAGGACGAGGGCUGGAACCGACGACGCAGCGAGAGGAUUUUCCUCCACGAUGCCUCUACCUCAGCCAAUCAGAUGCCCGUGCCGGCUCCAGCUUCCACCAGUCAGAGCUGCUCCUCCUCCUCCUCCUCAUCCUCUUCCUCCUCCUCCAGCUCAGCUCCGCCUCUCACCCCGAAACCCACCUCCAGACCAAAACCCAGUCCGCCCGGCAGAGAGGGGAAAGACGUGGUGAGAAAGAAGAAGCUGAAGGACUCUCCUCUGCCCGUGAGCCCGUCCACUCCGCUGUGCAGUCCAAUCACAGACAGCCCCGCCCCUCUGAGCCUCAGCCCGGCACGCAAGAGCCAACCGAAAGCCAAGACCAAGGCCAGAGAGCCCUCCAGGGGAGCGGUGAGCCGGCUGAUGGAGAGCAUGGCAGCAGACGAGGACUUUGAACCCAACCAGGACAGCAGCUUCAGCGAGGACGAACUCCUCCCACCACACAGCAACAGCGUCUCUGAGAGGUCGUCCACACCCGCUCCGGUGCAGUGUGUGUUGGAGAAGGAUUCUCUGGUGGACGGACUCAGAGUUUUGAUCCCAAUGGACGACCAACUACUGUACGCCGGACAUGUGAACACUGUACACUCCCCUGACAUAUACAGCGUGGUGGUGGAGGGGGAGAGAGGGAACCGACCACACAUCUACUGCCUGGAACAACUGCUGCAGGAAGCUAUCAUCGAUGUGAAGCCUCCGUCCGUGCGCUAUCUCCCAGAGGGAACCCGCAUCGCUGCCUACUGGAGCCAGCAGUACCGCUGCCUCUACCCCGGCACCGUCGUCAACGGAAGUUCAGAUAUUGACGAGAAUGAUGAUCUGAUCACCGUGGAGUUUGACGAUGGCGACACAGGCCGCAUCCCCCUCUCCCACAUCAGACUGCUGCCGCCAGACUACAAGAUCCACUGCGCCGAACCGUCCCCUGCGCUGCUGGUGGCGAGCUGCUCCCGGAGGAGAGUCCGCAAGUGCAGCAAAGAGGGCAAAGAGGCGGGAACCAAGCCGGAGGAGAGCGCUCCCAAGAUCAAAGGAAAACCCGGUCGCAAACCCAAACCCAAACCAGAGACCUCCGUGAACCAGGAUGGCCGGGAGAAAACCGAUCCUCCACCUUCCUCCACCCAGCCUGCAGAGAGACCCCAGGCUCCAGCGAAGCCCGCCCAGGACAGGACCUCCUCCGUCCAGAAGGCGGGUCAGGAGAAGCCCCGCCCCGCGUCCCGGCCAACGAUGGGAACACAGACGAAACCGGGCCGCAAAAGCUCCACCACGUCCCCCGCGAGCAGCCCCACCCUUCCCUCCCCGGUGCCCAGGAAGAGCGGCUCGGCCCAGCCUCCCGCUUCUAAACCGGCCCGUGCUCUCCCUCCUUCCCUCUACCCCUCCACCUACGGGAAAGUCCUGACUGUGGAUCUGUACAGCGAGCCCAACCUCAGCUCGUACAACAGCCAGCGCAGAGAGAGGGAGAGAGAGAGAGAGAGAGAGAGGGAGAGAGAGAGGGAGAGGGAGAGGGAGAGGGAGAGGGAGAGCACCAGCAGCGUCAGUCCCACCACCAACAGACCCAUGUCCAGACCCAUGGCGACGUCAGCUGCGCCCAAACCCGGUGCGUCAUCCACGCCCAGGCCGGCCUCUGCCUCCACACCCAAAACUAAACCUUCCUCGGACCAUCACAGCAGCUCCAGACCGAGCCUCGGCUCCGGGCUCAUUCCCAGCCCCAUCUCCCGGCUAUCAUCAGGCAAGCCCGGCUCUUCUCUCGCUCCCAGACCUUCAUCGUCGUCAUCAUCCUCAUUAUCGUCGUCGUCGUCAUCUGCCCCCAGACCCAAACUAAAGAUGCCGUCUGACCAGCUCUCCUCCAGCUCCAGAACCAGCUCCAGCUCCAGCUCCAUCUCCAGGCCCAAGCCCGGCCCGGGGCAGAACGACGGGGGGUCGGCGGUGAGGCGGAAGUCCCUGUCAGCGGAGCCCCUCGUGAAGCUGGACCAUGAAGGUGUCACCUCGCCCAAGACCAAGAAGACCAAGGCCCUGAUGUUGCUAGAGGGUCGGGGCGUCAGACGAGAUCACGCCCCCAUCACCACGGCCUCAGCCAAUCAAAAGCUGCUAAAAGCUAAGCCGCGGGCUCCAGAGAGAGACUCCAGCCUUCCAGAGAAAGACUCCGCCUACAAAGCGCCCAUGCUGCCGAAGGAGAAGACGGACAGCCGUGGAAGUGGAGGUAGAGGACAGGAAGUGGACGCCAGAGAGGAGAAAGUUAAAAAAGAAGAGAGAAAGGAGGUGGAGAAAAGAGAGGAGAGAAAGAUGAAAGAGGAGUCUCAGAGCAGCAGCAGCUCCGAGUCAGAGGAAGAAGGCGAGAAAGGGAAAAUGAAGAAAAAGAAGAAAUGCACCUCAAGCUGCUCUUCCUCCUCUUCGUCCUGCUCUGGUUCCUCCUCAUCCUCUUCGUCGUCGUCGUCCUCAUCGUCCUCCUCCUCCACCGACGACUCGUCCUGCAGCUCAGAUGAAGAGAGGACCCCCACGCCUCCGCCAGGCCCCGUCUCCCCGCCUCCGGCGCAGGACAAACCCAAAGAAGAGACGAAAGAAGAGGAGGAAGAGGAUGUGAAGAAGGAGGCGGAGGUGAAAGUGGAGGAGGAGGAGGAGCUGUCGCCUCCCUCAGAAUCUCCCUCCCCGUCGACCUCUCCGGCUCCCGCUGCUCCUGCUCCCGCUAAAUCUGGGAAACCGGCCACGGGGAAGGGCUCGGGUCAAAGGGGUCGGCCCCCGAAACCGAAGCCCAGUGGAGGAGAGGGGAAAGUGGGGAGACCAAAGCGGAGAGAGGGGGUCCACCUCCCCACCACCAAGGAGCUGGCUAAACGUCAGAGGCUCCCCAGUGUGGAGAACAGGCCCAAGAUCUCUGCUUUUCUUCCAGCCAGACAGCUCUGGAAGUGGUUUGGGAAACCCACUCAGAGACGCGGCAUGAAGGGCAAAGCGAAGAAGCUCUUCUAUAAGGCCAUCGUUCGCGGCCGAGAGAUGAUCCGCAUCGGUGACUGCGCCGUGUUCCUGUCCGCCGGUCGGCCCAACCUGCCUUUCAUCGGCCGCAUCCAGAGCAUGUGGGAGUCCUGGGGCAGCAACAUGGUGGUCAGGGUCAACUGGUUCUAUCACCCGGAGGAGACGAACCCCGGCAAGAAACUCACUGACAAGAAGAACUGGGAUCAGAUCUGCAGCCAGUCUUUACCAGCAGCUCUGCACUCGUCUAUCCAGAGGAAAGACUUCAUGGAGCGCGCCCUGUACCAGUCGUCCCACAGCGACGAGAACGACGUGCAGACGGUCAGCCACAAGUGCCUGGUGGUGAGCGUGGACGAGUACGAGCAGAUGACGCACACGCGCCGCUACGCCGACAGCGAGGACCUCUACUACCUGGCCGGCACGUACGAACCCACCACUGGCAUGAUCUUCAACACCGACGGAGUCCCGGUCAUCUGCUAAACGCUACGAGUUGCUGACACCAAAUUGUGAUCGGACUCACCAACCGUGGACCUCACUAGGAGUGGAAACCCGACCCGUGGUCCCUCCAAGUCUAAUCACUGAUCUUCAGUCAUGAUGGAUCUUUUUCGCAGACGUGACUCGACGAACUCAACUGCUCCGAUUUACCAUGAUACACUUCGAGACGGACUGUCACGAACAGCUACUACUACAGAGACAGGAGACACUACAGACAGUAUUAAAAAAGGAACAAGUCUCCGGAAACAUUUGCACACACAGACUCCAUCGACACAAACUGUCGCGCUCGUCGUGUUCAUGGGGAAAGUUUCACAACACGCGAGCGCUUCAGUCUCCUUUUACAUGUAAAUACAACUGACACGAACACAGACGUACUCACAUGCACAGACACAUGUAAAUACUCACCCCCAUGUAACACACACACACACACACACACACACACACACUCACAGUUAUAUAGAGGAAAAUAUGAGUGUUUUAUUUUCAUGUAAUAGAUUUAUGUCAGAGUACUUUUUUCUAAAGAGGUAAACAGUCAAGAAGCUUUAAUGAACUGUGAAUGAUGAUACAGGAGAGAGGCCCCCGUGUCUGUCCAUCCGUCCUCCCCCAGCCCCGACAGGACGGACAGACGGACACACACACACACACACGCGCACGCGUGCACGCGCCGGUGGUGUGACGUUGUGAUUAUGAUGUUGCCGUGGUGAUGUUACAGUCAUGUUACAGUCAUAUAAAUGUAUCUAUAGAACAGCAGGAGCGACAGACAGAUGCAAAAAGAGAAAGAGAUGCGCAGAAAGAGAGAGAGAGGUAGAGACUCCCUCCUUUUGCUGUCCAACAGAGAGCACUUAAAAACACUUAGAGUCUAUGCUCCUUUAAUUUAACCCCUUCAAUUCCCCUUGACAAUCCUAACCCGGGCAGCUGCCCGUGUGCUACUCAAACUUCUGACUCCCUCAGAGACUCAGGCUAAAGAGAGAGGAAGGAAUUGUGUACUAUUAAAAGCACUUCCCAUUUUCAUCUUUGAGUUCAUUCUGAAAGGAAAAAUCUACCCACGAACACUUUAAACACUACGACACAAAAACCAGCUGCUGGUGGCGAUGCAUCUUGCGUUCUGUUGUUUUCACCGUUUUGCACUGAGGUGGAGCAACAGAACCGGGGGGGGGGGGGGGGGGUCCGAGAGGAGGUGCCGCUUUAGGCCCGUCCGGGUGGUGUUGAAAAGAAUUCUGGGAAAUGUAGGACAUCCCUCUUUUUCUUUUUUUUCUUGUUAAUCAGGUUAACCAAGUAAAGUAAAACCUUCCAAAGUAACUCCAUGAAUGCACUGAACAAGACGAGCUGGUAUAACAGUGCAGGACUCCCAGAGGGUGGAUUUUUCCUUUUUUUGUUUUUGUUUUAAAGGUGUUUCCAGGGUUGCAAACGCUGCAGUCAGGCCAAGAUGCAUCAAGGUCACGGCACCGAUGUGCAGUAUGAAGCUGCCAGCUCUGAUUAGAUCAACAUAAUUCAAUUUUUAACACUCAUCGUCCACAGUUUGGCUUCAUUUAUUCAGUUUCGCUGCAGCGUUUGCAACCUCCAAAUGUCCUGUGUGAGAUGUAUUUUUUUUUUUUUUAAUAUAUAUUUCUUUUGCUUCUGCUGUUUUAUGGACGUCCAUCUGAACCUCUUAUGGUCACACUUCGCCCUCCAAGCAAUCGUAUUUGACAUGAGUGCACUUUGAAUGAGCUCCGCUGCAGAGGAGACCGUGUGACUGGGAGUCGUGUAUGUCUUCCUAGAGUAUUUGCUUAACCCCCCCCCCCCGCCUCUCUCGCUGCCUCUCCUCUGCACGCCGGUGACGCCCCCCCCCCCCAUGGACAAACAGACACAUGCGACCACGUCCCUUCUACACGUUGUUCUUUUUUCUCUUAGCUGCUUAUGAAUUAUUUCUAUGUGCCUAGUUUAACCGUUGUUAGAGUGAGACUGUUGAAUGUCGUGCUCAGGGUUGUGAGCGUUUGGGUGGCCUUACUCUCCCAGGCCUUAUGAUGAUGAUUCGCCAAAUCUCUCUUAGGUCCCGCCCCCCCCCCAUACUCCCGCCAUUAUCCUCGGCUCCUGUAGGUGCUGCGGAGAAGUCAGAUUGGUAUUUUCUCCAGUCUGCUGAUGUUGGGAAACAUCUUUCUUCUUUGUGAUUCAUAGUUUGAACAACCCUCCGUUCCUGAGCUCUUAACCCACUUAGCUACACUAUUGUGUAUAGAGUGUGUAUCAGAUAUAUCAGUAUCUAUAUACAGUAUAUAGUAUACUGUAUAUACUUUAUAUAUCUGUGAUUAUCAUGUUGAUUUUCUUGUAUGUUUCGUACCACGUUGCCCUCUCUCUGCUUCGCUGCAGAGAUUGAAGAUUGUCUUGUUGAUAUUCAAUAGGUUUAAUAUUUUCUACUAUCUUGAGAUCUUUUGGUUUUCUCUGGAUGUGUCUGAUUUUAAUGUAGGCUAUAUCAUAUUUUUACUCACGUUGAGAUGGCUGCGUGACGUCUGGAGGACGACCCAAGGUGUUAAUGUGACAUUUUCCCGCUAAAUGACAAAAGACGUCUGCCAGUACAGCAGCAUUUCAGUGCACAUUUCUCUCAAAUCCAGACAUGAUAGCCACCCAGUAAAGAUAAGGUUGGUAAUUUGCUGCUAGUUGUUAGUGCUGAAAGUGGUUUAACAGGUACAGAGUGACUCUAUGUGCUGUUUUCUGAGAUUACUCGAUCAAUUGAUGCCAGAAUAUCUUAUCUGCUAAAGCCCCAGCUGCUCGUCCAGCUGCUGCUCUUAUAUAUCGACUCCCUUUCGGGCCGAGACCAGACACAAGAUCUCCUGCCUGAAACUCAAAUGUCUGCAGACGAGAGUUCAAAAGUUUUGACUGAAAGUCGGCCGGAAACGUAUCUGCGGCCGUGGGAGUGUCAUGGACAGACAGGUCGUACCAGUGUUUGCAGAGUGAACAAGUUAAAGUGCUCCGUUCUGAAUCUUUGUUUACCCCUGGAGCUGCUAAAGCACUUUUUUGUCUGUGUAUGUGUGUGUGAGAGUGAGAGACUGAUAAGACAUCACGCUCUUAUCCCCUUGUAUUACCACACACACACACACACACACACACACACACGUACACUUAAACACCUUUGUAACCCUAUAUGGUGUGUGUUAUUGCCUACCGAUCUCUAUUUGUCCCCUAACUCCAUCCAAAGCCCAGCCUUAGGCCUUCAAACAGGGUCCAACACACACACACACACACACACACACACACUUAUUCCCCACUUCGCCUUCAUUUUCAUUUGGUGUCAUGUUUUAAGAGCCUGACUUUAUACAUGUUCUUUCUAUCACCAUUUACGUGUUUUACUUUGUUUUUGUUUGUUGUUUUUUUUCUCUGGUUUUAAUUUUCUCUGUUUUUGUUUUUCUUUUCUUUUCUUUUCUUUUCUUUGCAUGUUUCUGUAAUAAAUUUCCCCCCUUGCUUCCCCUCUCUGAACAAUCGUCCACGCCUCUCAAGCAAUACUGCUGACAGGCACUGGGAGCUAGCUGCUAGAGAGAGAGAGAGAGAGGAAUGGGAGAGAGGGCAAAAGAGAGAAUGGUAGAGAGAGAGAGAGAGAGAGAGAGGUGGACUGGAGGCUGGUUCUUCGUCUGCUGUUCCUUCAGUAUCGUUAUCGUCCUGUUACAGAAAAGAAAAAAAAAAAGAUUAUUUUGAAAAUAAAUAGAAAAAUCAUCUAAGUUUUGUAAAUGAUCCUUCACUGUCGAGGGGAGAAAAAGCUAUCAGAAUAUACUUUGUACACAUGUCUAAUCUUGUAAAAAUGCAAAAAAAGAAAACAUUUUAGAGAUGAAUCUGAAACCAGAUAUAUUCUGUCGCCCUAUACUGUAUGUGUAAGAAAAAAAAAUUCUUUUUUUUUUACAGACAGCAACCAUGUUUAUCAGUGUUUCUUUUAAAUUGUUUUAGUAACUCAAUAUUUUAUAGUUAAUCAAUAAACAGAUGGAACUGUAA
Seriola aureovittata is the source of this 14032-nucleotide messenger RNA. RefSeq names its product trinucleotide repeat containing 18 (gene tnrc18). The record is from RefSeq and is a predicted model, not a curated record. The coding region runs from base 653 to 10063 and encodes 3136 amino acids. Lineage: Eukaryota; Metazoa; Chordata; Actinopteri; Carangiformes; Carangidae. Gene Ontology annotation, molecular function: chromatin binding. The transcript is spliced from 30 exons.